Molecule: messenger RNA, 4694 nt
Organism: Clunio marinus
Lineage: Eukaryota; Metazoa; Arthropoda; Insecta; Diptera; Chironomidae
Source: the annotation of a GenBank genome assembly
AUUAACGACGUUUUCUUUUCUUAUUUGCAGUUCUAUGACCUUAUACUACGAGAUGGCCCAGCAAAUGCCACACUUCAGUAUCGUGCAGUUACCGUGUUUGCUCCAACCAAUCAGGCCUUCCAACGCUAUCCCGAUCUUAAAAUUCAUGUUUUAUAUCACAUGACAAACACACCGAACAAGAUGGAACAUUUGAAGCCAAGCAUGUUAACCGAAAUGGACGGAAAUCCUCCGAUUUACAUUACAAAACGACGAACGAAACAAGGAGAAGAGAUUUACGUCAACAAUGCUAUGAUUCUCAAGUCGAGAUCGAAUGUUGAUCUGAAAAACAAGAAUGGCAAACGACAGAUUCUACACGUCAUCGACGAUGUUCUUAAUCCAUUGUCGACUGGAAAUAGAAGUUCAAAUGAAAUCUACAAUCCUGAUGCCCUUACUUUCCUUACAAAUGCCAACACCUUCGAUAUUGGAUCGCAUCGUGUAAGAAGCUUUUAUCAACGUGUUGUUAUUGAGAAGAAGGAAUCACUUUUCGCUGCUGAUGGCUUUCACACUUUCUUCAUUCCAGUUGAGGAGGGUUUCAAGCCCAGUCCACGCCCCGAUAUGAUUGACAAGAAGGUUAUUGAUGGACACGUCAUCCCUAAUCAUGUUGUUUUCACUGCACCCGCACAUUUGGAACAUCAAUACGAAACUGAGGCUUUCGAGGACAAUCUGAAAGUUACAGCAAUAUUUUUCACAGCGAAUGAUGGCAAACAAACAAAAAUGUAUGUUAAGUCAAAUACGGUCGUUGGUGAUUCAAAGCAUACGACGGGAGUUGUUAUGGCUGAAAUCGUGUUAGCGAAUAUUCCAGUGAAAAAUGGUGUCGUUCAUUUGAUUCAUCGUCCUUUGAUGGUUGUUGACACAACAGUUGCGAAAUUCCUUGAGGAAAAGGAAGAUGGUCCACUCUUCAAGUUCUAUGAAGUCAUAAUGGAUGUAGGAGGUGAAUUCAUGACAACCAUAAAUUCAAUGAGAGACGUGACGUUGUUCGCACCGAGCAAUGAAGCAUGGAACCGUCCGGAAGUUCGCAACAUAAUUGGUAACAAACAAAAGAUGAGAGAAAUCUUGAAUCUACAUCUCGUGAAUGAACGCUUAAACUCGGAUAAAAUAAGGGCAAAUAACAAUAAUCAGAUUGCUCAAAUUCCAACAAAUGUCGAUAAGAAAUUCUUAUACUUUAACGUUGUUAAUCGUGACGACAACAACAAGACGAUUACAGUUGAAGGUGGAGGUGUGAACGCAACCAUCAUUCAAUCUGAUAUUGCUGCAACAAAUGGCUUUGUUCACAUCAUUGAUCACGUUCUUGGUGUUCCAUAUAUGUCUGUUCUCGAGAAAUUGCAGACGGAUCCAAUGUUGAAUAACACGUUGUGGCUCGGAUCACGCAAUGAAUUUAAUGCACAAUUGAACGGAACGACAGCUUUUUACACAUUCUUUGUACCUCGUGAUAUGGCUUGGAGAAACUUGGAAAACGAAUAUCCAUCAGUCUACACCAAACUCUUUUUGCCUCAUUUCUCUUAUCAUGCGAGAUUAAUUUUGGAACAUCAUUUGAUUGUCGCUGAUAAAAGAUGGACAAUGGCUGAAUUAAGAGACAAGUCAAUGAAACAAAAUAGUGAACUUCUUCUUGACACAGUCCGUGGUCAUUUAAGAGUUAAAAUUAAUGAACAUGAUCGACGUUAUUCGAUAACAUGGAACAACAAGAAGAUUAAUGUGUUCCGCUCCGAUGUGAUUUGCACCAAUGGUAUCAUUCAUGUGAUCGAUCGUCCAUUUAUUGAAGAGGGUGAUAUUCGUGUGACAUACAACACAGCAACAGCUUUACAAGCUGUUCUCCUACCCACUCUCAUCAUGUUGAUUUUGACGAAGUUAUUUAACUAAAGAAUAAAAGAAUAAUAAAGUCAAGACAUCAUUUUAAGUUGGUUUAACAGUGGAAUAGUUAGCGACAAUUCAAUAAUCAAUUUUUGCUAUUCGCGCCGCCUAUUUCUCGUCUCCUUCUGAGACAGCCUCAACAAUUUCCAAAUCAUUUGACAAAAAAAAAAAGAAAUAAGAAUGAAGAACAAAUGGUAAACAUAUCGAAUGAUUUUAAUCUUAAAAUCCUUUUCAGAUAAUUUAAAGCAUAAACACACACACAGAUACACCCACGCAAAUAUAUAUUUAAUUCAAAUUAACUUGUUUCAACUUACAUCAAAAAAACAUUUUCAUGCGCGAAACAAAUUCAUGUUGUUUAGCUUUUUAUUUUUUAACCUAUUUAAAAUUUCUGAUGGAGAAACAAGAAUCUCAAUUUGCUACUACGUUUUGCAUAACAAAAUAUGUAAAAAGAUAUGUAAAAAAUGUCUCUCCCUAUGAUUUCCUAUGUUUCUAGGAAAAGAAAGAAAAAAUACUGAGAUAAAAAAUCAACAUGACACUCUUUAGGAAAACAAAUUAAAAGAAGCUUUGGAUUGUUUACAAAAUUAAGUAAACGAGUCAAAAGUUUCGGCAUUUAGAAAUCAAAAAUUAUGCGAGAACAAUUCUAUUAAAUAGAUUCACGGAAAAUCACUGUUGAAAGCUUUGGAUGAUGCAAAAGUAAUUAAGAGAAAUGAAUUAAAUUAACUGCCGUACAUUAAAAUUUUCAUGACGUUUUUAAACAGAAAAAAAUUGAAGAAUUUAAAAAGAAAACAAAUUAAGAAAUGUCGUUCUACGUAAUGUUAAGAUAACAAAAUUCCUUAAAUGUGUAAAUCAUCAAUAAUGCAUCAUGCAGAAUAAUUAACACCAUUCAAGGUAUAUUCAUUUUUAAUGUGAAUUUCGGGUAAUUAAGGAUGAACAAAGAAGCUUCAAAUUGAAAAGAAUUACUUUAAGCAAGCAUCCAAAGAUCACAAUUUGAUUUUUUAUCGUCAAUUUUUUAGCUUCAUUACAACUUUUCAAUCUUCAGUUAAAAUUUUACACUUCAAAUGAAAAUUGAGUUGAAUAUUUUGUGAAUUAAUGUUGAGAAGACAGUUGAGAUAUUUAUCUAAUUAUCAACCCGAUUUUCAAUUGAUUGAUUCUAUAUUUUAAAGAUAUCUAAGUGACAUAAAUAUGAUGAAUUAAUAAAGAAUGAAAAAUUGAUAUUAAAAUUAUGUAUUGACAAGAUGAUACCCCCAGAUUAGAAUAAAUUUGAAAGUGUAAAUGAAUUGAUAAUCAACGAUUUACAAGACAUCAAGCAAAUUAUGGUUUGAUUUUAAAGCUGGGAGCGCGAUAAAUAUUUCUAAUGAUUUUAAGAUUAAACACUUGUGAAAAUGAAUAUACAUAAAUUAUAAAAGAUGAAUUUCCUUUCAUUUUUUGUUUCUUUUGUGAAUUUUUGUAAUCUUAAGACAUCCACCCCCGCUUUAAAGAUUUCUCUCAUUUUAUUUAAAUUCUUCUUGCCUUGCUUUAAAGAUAAUUAAGCAAUUAUCACGCUCUAAUAUCAUCCCCACAUUGAAUAUUUCAUUUAUGUUAGCGCGGAAUGGAAUAUCAAAAAUAUUUUUUUGCUAGCAUAUGAUAAUUAAUAUGAAUAUAUUUUAAUACCUUGGAAGAAGAAAGAAAAAAAGAAUUAAGACAUUAAAAACACUUAUUGCCUUUUUCAAAUAAUGUUGAGAAAAACAAAAUUACAAAUAUAAAGUUAAAAUUAGGUGAAUAAAUACGUCAAGGUAAAACUUAAUAAAAUAAAUGUAAAAGAUAUUUAGAAUCCAAAGUAAGGAGUGCGUGGAAAUCAAAAUGUGAAAGAGAGAGAGAGAGAGGGAGAGAAAGGUUGUCUGCAGAUACAAAUUAAAUUUUAUUUUAUUUCGCUUUCAAGACAUUUCAAUUCAUCAAAAAUUUCAUUUCACUUACUUAAUUUCAUUUAAACAAGAAGAUAAACGUCCAAACUCAGCAUUCACAAAGUUACUUUAUUUAAUGUUCGAGAUAUGAAUGUAUCAUUGAAAGCAUGACAAGUAUUAAAUCAUCAAAUAAUCUACAAUUGUAUGAUGGGAGUCUCAGUAAUAAUGUAAAUUGAAUUAUAUGAUUAUGAAAUGAAAUAAGAAGAAUAAAUACGAAUUUUUUUGUUCACGCACGAAUGGGAGCUUAAAUAACGCAAGAAUAAAAAAAAAUAAUAAAAUAUUUAAUAAAAAUUGCUACCGAAAAUGAAUUACAGAAAGUUGAAGAUUUUUCUUUUUUUUUACAUUAAUCUCAUAAGCUGGAAAAAAUAAAAUAAAUAAGUCGCAAGCUCGUACUACUGAUGAUUGAUCUACGCUAUUUAACAAAAUAUUUUUAUUUUUUUUUGGAUGAGUCAUUAGCUGUCGCAUGCUUUAGCGACUUUAAAAAUACUUGUACAGAAGUAAAUUGAAUAUAUCUCGCUAUAAAAGGACAUAAACACUGGCAACCUUAAGAGCUUCACUUAUAAUUUAACGUCCAUAAAUUUACUCUCUUUAUCAUACAUUUUUAUUCGUUGCGCAACCCAACAAAGAAAAUUCUUCUCGAACCUCUUUCAAAGAAAACAGCGAGAGAAGAGAUGUCAUUUUUAGUCAUUUCGCAAGAUCUUAUGUCCUUAAUAAGUAUUCAUGGAAGACGAAAGAAAAAGAAAACUUUAUAAGUUGAUAAAAAAAAAGAGAUGAGAAAAUCCUUCUUUUGUUCGGAUUAAGCUUUUUAUGUAAAACCGAUUGAAUAAAAAUUGAAAUAAAAGAAAAUGGAAAAAAUAUAAGAAAAGA